This is a messenger RNA of Pneumocystis carinii B80, 2123 nucleotides long. RefSeq lists its product as hypothetical. The transcript is spliced from 2 exons. Lineage: Eukaryota; Fungi; Ascomycota; Pneumocystomycetes; Pneumocystales; Pneumocystaceae. Gene Ontology annotation, biological process: mitochondrion inheritance. The record is from RefSeq and is a predicted model, not a curated record. Bases 47 to 2080 code for a protein of 677 amino acids. Gene Ontology annotation, cellular component: mitochondrial inner membrane.
GUUAAGAAGAUAAACCAAGGGUUUUUAUGGUUAUCUUAGUAAUAAAAUGAGUUUAAAGGGUAGAUUGGUUGGUUUUGAAGGGAGAUCUAGUUUUUUAUUGAAAGAGGAAAAAAGUCUAUGGAGAGGGAUGAAAUGGCAAUAUUUUUUGUUUAAAAGGACAAAUUUCGUAUUGAGAAGAGGAAGAGAAUGUUUUUCAUCUUUGAAUGAGAAAAAAAGAGUGGAAUUUGAGGGAAAAAAAGGGAAAAAACGAGAAAGUAGUUAUUUUUUGAAAAAUAUAGUUAAAAGGGAUUAUUACCAGACGAUUUUGUCACGAAAGCAUUCAUAUACUAUGUUAAAAAUGAUUGGAAUUGAUUUAUUUAAAAUAAGGGGAAUUUUUUGUAAUUUUGGAGUGUUUUAUAAAAGUCGAAAUUUUGUAGCUAAUUAUUCCGAAUUGUCAUCAUAUAAAUUUCCAUUAGGAGCAUCAUCUAUUAGUGAAACAUAUAAUCCUACGAAAGAGACGUUAUUGUAUAAUACAUCGGGGUUUUUUGAACGUUUAAAAAUUAGAAUGAAAUAUCGUUUAAUGAGACAAAUACGCCCAUUUAACGUUGAUGAUAUUAGUGCAUUAUUUACAUGGCUUAUUGCAUGUAAUAUUCUUUGGGUUAUUAUUGGUACAACUACGUUUUUUUCUUUGGUCUUAGCAGCAGUAAAUAGUGUUUUUGCACAAGAAUAUCUAGCUACUAAGAUUGGUGAAUAUCUUACUAAAGAGACGGGUAUUACAGUGUUAUUUGAGUCAUCCAUUGUUCCAAAGUGGAAAGAUGGAACGAUUUCCUUUAGAAAUGUCUUUAUUUCUAGGAAUCCAUAUAAUCAAAAUUUGAAAAAUAAUGUUAGAAAAGGGUUGAUUUCAGAAAUACCUAGCGUAAUAACUGAAGAUAUUACUAAUUCUUUUAAAUUUAAGUCUGAAGAAAAAUCGAAUUAUACACAAUUUUAUUUAAUAAUUGAAAAUAUUGAUGUAGUUUUUUCAUUUGUAAAAUGGUUUAGUGGAACGGGUAUUAUUAAAGACAUAGAUAUAAGGGGUGUUAGAGGUAUUAUAGAUGGUUCAAAUAUUUGUCUAGAUAAAGAUGCGCCACCUCUAGAUUUAAAAUCUUUUAGAAAAAAUCGUCAAUUAAGUGAUUUUGAAAUUGAAAAUGUUCGACUUAAAAAUGUUUUAGUAACAGUUUUCCAAUCUAAAAACUUUCGGCCAUUUACUGUUAGUAUUUAUAAUUGUGAGCUUCCAAGGCUUAGGAAACAAUGGUUAUUGUAUGAUAUUUUAAAUGCAAAUACGAUAUCUGGUUCUUAUGAUAAUUCUCUUUUUACGUUGCAUCCACAUCAAACAUUUCUUAGUGAUAUAAAUGAAAAAAAGGGCAAGGAAGUUAGGAAAACUCGCCUUCGAAUAGAUAAUGUAAAUAUAGAUCAUAUAAAUAAAGGCGUUGAAGGGCCCAUUGGAUGGAUCACUUAUGGAUAUGUUGAUUUCAUUUUAGAUUUUGUAUUUCCUAAUGAAAACGAGAAUAUAAAUUUUAUGAAAGUUAUGCAUAAUAUUAUUGAUAAUGUUGAGACUACAUUUAUGCAGCAAGAAAACGAAAGUGAAAAAGACAGAUUUAUAUUACAAGAUACAGCAAACGAAACAUCCUCUGAAUCACUACAAGAAUUAGUUCAAACUGGAAAUUUUAAAAAUUCACAAUUUGCUAGUACUAAAGAUAUUAUGAUUGAUAUUAAAGUAGUAUUACAUGGAGUGAAAGCAAAUGUUCCAUUAUUUACAAAACAAUUAUCAUAUGUUAGUAAUGCACUUAUUCGUCCUAUUGUGGCAUAUAUUAAUUCACAUAAUACAUACAUACCCAUUGCUUGUAAAGUAAUAAAAAAUUUGGAUGAUUUUAAUGGUAGCUGGACUAUUUAUGAUAGCGAGCUAAUAAAUGAUCUUUCAAAGGAGAUAUAUAAUGCAUUUGCCAAUAUUGUAGUGGAUCAAGAUGUUAAGCGACAUUAUAUACGAACUGUUUCAGCCUGGUCAUUUGAAAUGGCCAUUCAUGCAUUUUUAACAAGUUUAAUCGGCAUUAUUCAUCCAGUAUAAAUUCGUUCUUGAUAUAAUAACAUUCUAUAAUUUAUAAAAUUAU